This is a messenger RNA of Amphiprion ocellaris (clown anemonefish), 1473 nucleotides long. RefSeq names its product alpha-synuclein-like. Gene Ontology annotation, biological process: synapse organization; synaptic vesicle endocytosis; chemical synaptic transmission. The transcript is spliced from 6 exons. The record is from RefSeq and is a predicted model, not a curated record. Bases 317 to 700 code for a protein of 127 amino acids. Lineage: Eukaryota; Metazoa; Chordata; Actinopteri; Pomacentridae. Gene Ontology annotation, molecular function: cuprous ion binding. Gene Ontology annotation, cellular component: cytoplasm; neuronal cell body; axon terminus.
GGAGCAUCUCCUCUCUGCGAUCAGCAUCACGGGCUUUAAUCGCUUCUUUUCUUCCAUCGCAGGAGGAGGCGUCUGUCUGUCCAACCUGUGGAGCGUCUGUCUUUCCGUCGGUCUGUCUCCGUCUGAUCGCUUCACUCCACACACACGUCGUCUUCAGAGUGCACUCGGAAGUUUUUGGAGACAAUAAACCGGUUUUGCUGCUCUUUGGGGGAAUCUCCAGUCAUCCCGGAAGACUCACCACAUUCUCGCCUCAAAGGUAGUUGAAGCAAACAGCAGCCGUGUGUGUGCGCGUAAUUUGGGAGCCAAUCAAGCAGCCAUGGAGGGGUUCAUGAAGGGUUUGUCCAAAGCCAAGGAUGGGGUCGUGGCAGUGGCGGAGAAAACCAAGCAGGGAGUGACUGGAGCCGCCGAGAUGACGAAAGAUGGGGUCAUGUUUGUCGGUACUAAAACAAAGGAUGGAGUCACAACAGUUGCAGGUAAAACUGUGACUAGUGUGACUCAGGUGGGCGGAGCCAUGGUUACCGGGGUUGCCACUGUGGCCCAGAAGACUGUGGAGGGAGCAGGAAACAUCGUCGCCGCCACCGGACUGGUCAAGAAGGAUCCUGCCAAACCAACUGAGGAUGCCUCACCAGUACAGACUUUGGCAGAGUCACCGAUUGACACCGACCCUGCUGAUGUUACAGAGGAGGACUCCGAUGACUGAACAGCUCGAGAGCUUCACAAUCAAAGAUCAAUGAACAUUCCAUGUUGCUCUGCCAAGUCCCGUCGUGCCUCGUUCUGGUCCUUCAUGGAGUCUGUGCUCAGCAUCUGUCUUUGUGUGUUUCUGUUACGUACGUCUGUACAGUAUAAAUGUUGUAGGGAUUGAGAGAUGUGUGAGUGUAUUUUGUGUGUGUGUGUGUGUGUGUUUGUGCCUUUUGCACAUCAGUCCUUAAAGGGACCUCAGGUGUGUUUCGUGUUUCGUCUGUGACCAGCCGUCAUUUGCAGUGAUUCCCUCCCACUGAGAAGACCACCUGGUCACUGUGUGCGUGUGUGUGUGUGUGUGUGUAAGUGUGUGCAUGUGUGUGUGUGUGUGUGUGUGUGUGUGUGUGUGUGUGUGUGUGUGUGUGUGUGUGUGCGCGCGUCUAUGUGUUUUCUGUGUGGCUAUGUCAAUAACUCAAACAUGAAAAUAUACCACAAUCCACAAACACCUAAGUGUCUAUAUAAAUGAACUAUUUACAGUGAUCUGUUUGAAAUGGAAGCAUAAUGAUGUUCUCUAUUUUUGUCUGUAUACUGUCACUGUUUUCUGCGGUGGACUUAAAAGUGCUGAGCUAUUUGUGCAUUCAUAUAAGUAUUUUUUAAGUUGUCACUGCUGUGAUGGAUAUAUAUCACACUGAAUGGACUUCUGAAAACCCAACAGCAUGUAAACUAAUAUUCAGCUUAACCGCUGUGUUAUGAAUUUAUUGGGUUUUAAAUGUUGAAUAAAAUAUGUCAAAUGUG